UUGCACACUUACUACCUGCAAACGUCAGGAUAAAAUGGACAACACACUAUAUUUUGUGGGAUUAUUUUGAAAUAUGAAGUUGUAAUGGACAAAAGAAGAUGAAAUGAUGAGAUUGCAGAUGGAUUUUCUAAACAAGGAAAACAUAAGAGAGGGAAAAGGCGACUUAGUGAAUGCUAGUAGUUGCUUUGCUUAAAUGAACAACUUGGGAAUGAGCGACGCAGCUGCAGCUAUGGCUCCACUCUCUCCAGGCCUGAGUGGGAGCUCACAACCUCCAACAUCUCCAAAGAAAUCUCCAAUUCAGUGUCUUGGAUCUUUAUCCCCGGGAAUGCUGUCACCUGCUAUGGUUAGAGCAAACUCCAGUGAUGAAGCAAAGCCAUCUUCAAGUGUUGUCAACUCACCCACUCAUUCAAUCAUGAGCUCCCCAAAACUCUGGCAUAAGAAGUCCAUCUGCAGACUGGCAGAGGAGUUCUUCUGGAUCGGAGGGAGUGUGGUGGCACAGCCUAAAUGGAGACUGGGGCAGAUAAUUGAGAGAUGUAUGUGCACCAUGCAGACAGGGACACAGAUGAACAAACUGAAGGGGAAGAAGAAGGGGCUGGUUCGCUUCUUUUACCUGGACGAGCACAAGUCCUGUAUCCGCUGGAGACCGUCACGGAAACAGGACAAAGCCAAGAUAACUAUUGACUCCAUCCAUGAAGUCCGUGAGGGGAAGAAGUCUGAGAUGUUCCGCAGAUACGCAGACAACCGCUUUGACCCCAACUGCUGUUUCAGUAUUUACUUUGGGGCUCGGGUCAAGUCCUUGGACCUGGUGACCACUAAUGCAGAACAGGCCCGGACCUGGAUUCAUGGACUCAAGUACCUCAUGGCCGGGAUCAGUGAUGAGGACAGUCUGGCCCGCAGGCAGCGGACACGAGACCAAUGGCUGCAGCAGACUUUCUCAGAGGCCGAUAAAAAUGGUGAUGGGACUCUGAGUAUUGGAGAAGUUCACCAGCUGCUCCACAAACUCAAUGUUAAUCUACCAAGGCAGAAAGUCAAGGAGAUGUUUCAGGAAGCAGAUACAGAUGAAAACCAGGGAUCUCUGGGCUUUGAAGAGUUCUGUUCAUUUUAUAAAAUGAUUUCAACGAGACGAGAUCUUUACCUCAUCAUGAUCUCAUACAGCAACCAGAAAGAAGUCAUGGAUUUACAGGAUCUGGCACGCUUUUUGGAGGUUGAACAGAAGAUGCGCGGUCUAGCAAGAGAACAUCUCAUCGACAUUGUGCACAAAUUUGAGCCUUGUCCUGAAAAUCUGCAGCGUUUAGUCCUGGGUAUUGAUGGUUUUACAAACUACAUGCGCAGUCCAGCAGGGGACAUCUUUAACCCCGAGCACAAUCAGGUGAACCAGGACAUGAGCCAGCCUCUGAAUAACUAUUACAUCGCCACAUCUCACAACACGUACCUGACUGGAGACCAACUGUUGUCCCAGUCCAGAGUGGAGAUGUACUCCUAUGUGCUGCAGGACGGGUGCCGCUGUGUGGAGGUGGACUGCUGGGAUGGUCCUGAUGGAGAGCCCAUUAUACACCAUGGUUACACUCUGACAUCCAAGAUUCUCUUCAGAGAUGUGAUAGAAACAAUCAAUAAAUAUGCCUUCACUAAAUCACCGUUCCCGGUGAUCUUGUCCAUAGAGAACCACUGCACUGUGCCUCAGCAGAAGAAAAUGGCGGAGUAUCUGAAAGAGGUGCUCCAGGAAAAACUGGACCUGUCCUGCAUCAAUGCUCCAGAGUUUAGGAAGCUACCGUCCCCCGAGCUGCUCAAAGGGAAAGUCCUCGUCAAGGGUAAAAAGCUGCCGGCUAACCUUGACCCUAAUGCAGAGGAGGGAGAUGUGUCAGAUGAAGACACUGAAAACGAGGACAUUGAGGAGGAAUCAGAUGAAGACGACGAUCCUCAGGACGGGAACAGUGCAGCGUCUGCCAACCAGCCCAAAAAGACAAAACGCUUUGGAAGGUCGAUUAUGAGGAGUUUCAAACGAAAGAGAAAAAAGAGAGUGCGCCCCAAAAACAGAUCGGUGUCAGAUGGAGAGUCGGACUACGGCGGCAGCAGAGACAGAGCGCAGAUCGUCUACCAUCCAAAGAAAAGAAAAACUAUGCGGCUGUCCCGAGCUCUGUCUGACCUGGUCAAAUACACUAAAUCAGUCCGAGUGCAUGAUAUAGAAACACAAGCGUAUACAAACAGUUGGCAGGUCUCUUCUCUGAAUGAAACAGUUAUGAACCAGAUCUUGCAGCUAAAGCCCGGGGACUUAGUGCGUUUUAACCAGAGGCAGCUCCUCAGAGUCUACCCCUCCAACUACAGAGUGGACUCCAGCAACUUCAACCCUCAGCCGUACUGGAACACAGGCUGCCACAUGGUUGCGAUGAAUUACCAGACUGAUGGUCGAAUGCUUGAACUGAACCGAGCCAAGUUUGCCACUAACGGGAACAGUGGAUACGUUCUGAGGCCCAAGUGCUUAAAUAAAGGUGCCUUUAAUCCCAUGCUAGAUGAUCCUCUGCCAGGAUACAGAAAAACCCAGUUAGUUCUGAAAAUUAUUAGUGGACAGCAACUUCCAAAACCAAAAGAUUCGAUGUUGGGAGACAGAGGAGAGAUUAUUGAUCCAUUUGUCGAGGUGGAAAUUAUUGGUCUACCUAUAGACUGUAAAAAGCAGCAAACAAGAGUAGUGGAUGACAAUGGCUUCAACCCAAUGUGGGAGGAGACUCUUGUGUUCAACAUUAAAAUGCCUCAAAUAGCACUGGUGCGUUUUGAAGUCUGGGACCAUGAUCCGAUUGGACGGGACUUUAUCGGGCAAAGGACUAUAGCUUUAAGGAGCAUGCUGCCAGGUUAUCGGCAUGUGUACCUGGAAGGCAUGGCGGAAUCCUCCAUCUUCGUUCAUGUGGCCAUCAUUGACGCCACUGGAAAGGCCAAAUCCACCAACGCCGUUCAAGUGGCCAAGAAGCACAUCCAGAAGGCAGCUCAGAAGCACUUAAAAGGACAACCACGGCAGGCGUCUUUGGACUUCUCCAUCCAGUCUUCAGAAGAUGGUCGUCCAUUUUUUCGUAGAGAUCUGGACUCGUUUUCUCAGGACAGUAAAAACGGGGAUGUAUUUCCCUUUGUCUCCGGCCCUACGGCUAUGGCACCUAUCCACAAGGGGGCGAUGAGCGAGCCAGUGCGGCGCGCCAAUAGAGUCAAAAUCCAAGAGCCUCCCAAGAAACCGAAGAGGGGGAUUUUGACACGAAUGGCUUCUAUUGAGUCUCCUCCUUUGACCCCUGCACCCUUCGUUUCACCGGUCAGUUUUGACAUUGUGUCCCAAGAUUAUUCUGACAGCUCUGCGGCUGAGAGUAACAGCAACACUUUUGUGCAAGUAGAGCCAGAACCUGCGCCUCUCCCUGAUUUCGUAGAAGAAGAAGAAAUUCAAACUUGUGAAUUUGUGCAACCUGAAAUAUUGGAAGAUUCAUCACAAGAACUUGAGGAAAACAAUGAAACAGACGCGCAAACUGACACGGCCCCCGAGCGUCAGUCUCUCCCUCGUCACAUUUCGCGACCUCUCAUCCCGCCCCCAUCUCCCCCCCGAAUUCGUCGAAUGUUAGAAACCCCAGUCACCCCAAGACCCUCCUCACCAAUAAGGACCAAACACCGCUCGCAAAGCUGCCCAUCAAAAAGGUUAUCUUCCCAAACGCCAAUGAUAAACAGGAAGACUAGUUUCCAGAAAACACCAGAACGUUUUAGUAGUCAGGUGAGGCCAAUCCCCAAUGGAGUGUGUCUGUCUGAAAGUUCCUCCAUUAGCAGUAGCAGCACGGACAGUCUGGAGUUUGUGGCUUCAAGUGUCCCAGUCGGAGCGGGACAAGAUGACGGCACUUUGCAACGAGAAAUGAAGGUACUUUUUGAGCAGAAGAUGAGAGAAAUUCGCUGCAAGUCACCUCUGAUUUUUGAAGAUGAGUCAGGAUAGUUAUAGGCAAAUCAUUUUUAAAGAUGCUGCCAACUGAA
Molecule: messenger RNA, 3987 nt
Organism: Periophthalmus magnuspinnatus
Lineage: Eukaryota; Metazoa; Chordata; Actinopteri; Gobiiformes; Gobiidae
Gene: plch2b
Product: phospholipase C, eta 2b
Exons: 20
Coding region: 194-3949 (1251 amino acids)
Biological process (GO): phosphatidylinositol-mediated signaling; lipid metabolic process
Molecular function (GO): calcium ion binding; phosphatidylinositol-4,5-bisphosphate phospholipase C activity
Source: RefSeq, a predicted model, not a curated record